CUCAUAGGCGCCAAUGGCUAGUUCUUGACAGUAUAAGAACCAUAAAAAUAAAAUGAGAGUGGGAUGUAAUCGCUUCCUCUUACGCCUCUGGCUACAGUGUUGCAACAAUGCUGUAAGUUCAACGUUUUCGAACCAGAUACAAUGUCAAUCGCGAAACUUUAUUCAAUAUUGAUAAUGUAAUGUUUGGAAGUAACAAAAGACGAGUGUUACGUCGUAGUUAAAUCGCCUCGAUAUUUAGAGAGGGGUGUGUGCGCGAAACAUGAGUGCCCAUGUAGCGCAGCUAGGAUGAGUUGUCAUCAGACUUCUACAUGUGCGGGCGACUAUUCUGUACAACAGGAAAACGAACUAGAAGCGCUUGCGUCAACUUUUGGAGAAUAUUUGAAUGCUCUGCGUAAUAACCAUACAUGGAAGAUCAAAAGAACACUAGAUGUAUACAUGUGCCUGCGACCUAAUGGACUACGCAAUGGGAAGGGAAGUUAUGUGACAGUGGACCUGCAGGUCCAAUGCCCACCUACGUUCCCUGAUGUACCUCCAGAGUUUGAGCUGAAGAAUGCCAAAGGUCUCUCCAAUGACAACCUCCAGAGCCUCCAGACACCGCUCACUAAACUGGCUGCAGAGCGAUGUGGGGAGGUGAUGAUCUAUGAGCUGGCCGACCAUGUCCAGGGGUUCCUGAGUGAACACAACAAGCCUCCGUCCAGCUCCUUUCAUGAGGAGAUGCUGAAGGACCAGUGGCUGCAGCAGGAGAGGCUAGCCCUGGAGGAGCAGGAGAAACUGGACCAACGCCGCAGUAAGGAGGAGCAGAUGCAAUUUGAGAUUAUGGCUGAAAUCCAAAGGAGGGGAGAGGAGAAAAGGAAAAAAGACAUUGCCAAACAGGAGCGCCUUGAGGGUAUAGACCAGCCUGCUGUAGACAGUUCUGUAUUGGGCAGCUCAUCUUAUUCCCCUGGGCCUCCACCUGAGCUUACUGAGCCCAGAAGAGGGACCAACCCCCGGACACUGACCAACUCCAACACCCGCCACAGACGGGACACAUACAGCGAGGAUAGCCCACGCUCACGGGAAGUGCUUUACUUCAGCAACAGUACCCUUGGGGAUCUCUUGGUGCAUAGAGGAAAGUGCCUCGAUAAGAGCUUAAAAUUCCCUGUAAAUCUCAUUAUGGUCUGCGUUGUAGUUUACUGUACUGUCAGUGUUGAGUUGUGUGCCUCAAUAUGCUAUGUCUCUCUGGCAGGGGAGAGUGUGAGGCUUGGCCGUAAUGUUUAUAAUGCUUUCGACGCGACCAACGCCCUGAGCUCCAGUGAGAGGGAUGACUGCCUGGUGGUGAACCUGCUGGUAGAGCAUGUGGGGGUCAGCAGCAGUCUGAGCCAGAGCCUGAGCCUGGCCAGUCAGACCGCCAUCCCCCUGGAGCGCCUCCGCCUGUUUACCACCCAGCUCCUGGCUGCCCUUGACUACCUCCACUCCAACUCUGUUGUCCACAAACAGCUGGGCGCCUCCAGCGUGCUGCUGGACCACCUGGGCAACGUGUGACUCACAGACUACAGCCUCUCCAAGAGACUUCAGCAGGCCCGCGUGCGCUUCUGUGAGGACACGCUGCCCACCAAGGCUGGGAAGAAAGGGGACGUGUGGAGCCUGGGGCUGAUGCUGUUGGCACUUAGCCAGGGCGAGGAGGUCAGGGAGUUCCCGGUGUCUGUGCCCACCAGCUUGCCCGCUGACUUCCAGGACUUCCUCAACAGAUGUGUGUGUCUGAAUGAUGCUGACCGCUGGAACACCCAGCAGCUGUUGGACCACCCCUUCCUCAACCCUCCACCCCCGAAGACCCAUCCACAGUGCCAGGACGCUAGUCCAGAAGACAUUGGUGAUGACUUUGCGUCGUCGGUCAUCCCUCACAGUCACAUCCUCAAUGCUCCGUUCAGCACUGGGCUACAGAGGCAGUUCUCACGCUACUUCAACGAGUUUGAGGAGUUACAGUUGCUGGGGAAAGGAGCUUUUGGUGCCGUUAUCAAGGUCCAGAACAAGCUGGAUGGAUGUUACUAUUACUAUGCUGUGAAGCGUAUCCAGGUGAACCCGGCCAGUAAGCAGUUCCGUAGGAUCAAAUGUGAGGUGACGCUGCUGUCACGCCUCAACCAUGAGAACAUCGUCCGCUACUACAACGCCUGGAUCGAGAGGCAUGAGACCCUCUCCACGGGGAUACUGAGCUCAGACAGCACAGAGCCCCGGUGCACAGCGGGGAAACUGCCUCAGGUCCGAGCCCCUUCUCUGGGCCCCAAUGAGCUGGGAAUCUGCAUGCUUGACAACGUGGAGGGUAGCGCCUCACCCCCUGCCCCGGCGAGCUCGGUGGAGUGGAGCACCUCCAUCGAGAGGUCAUCUAGCGCCAAGUGCAGUGGUCACGAGUCCAGUGACAAGGAUGAUGAUGUUUUCUGUGCCUUGUUCCUUCUUGACGUAUUUGUUUUGGUUUGUUUGCGUCUAGCCAUUCAAACAGUGACUCAGAGAGUGACAAUUCUUGACAAUGGAGAUGGCAGCAUAUCCCAGGACGAGCCAAGCAAUAGAAUGGGUGGUGACACGAUAGAGAGCACAGACUCUCUUUACCUUUACAUCCAGAUGGAAUACUGUGAAAAAAGCACUUUACGAGACACCAUUGACCAGGGCCUCCAUCAGGACAACAGUCGCCUGUGGAGGUUCUUCAGGGAGAUCCUGGAUGGCCUGGCCUACAUCCACCAACAGGGGAUGAUUCAUCGAGACCUCAAGCCUGUCAACAUUUUCUUGGACGCUCAGGACUAUGUGAAAAUUGGAGACUUUGGCCUGGCCACAGACCAUCCUGCUAGUGUGAUGCACAAUCGAGAGCAUCCUGGCGGGCUGCAUCACCGCCUGGUACGGCAACUGCUCCGGAAGGCUCUCCAGAGGGUAGUGAGGUCUGCGCAACGCAUCACCGGGGGCAAACUACCUGCCCUCCAGGACACCUACACCACCCGAUGUUACAGGAAGGCCAUAAAGAUCAUCAAGGACAGGCGAGGUCAGUACAGGUGCAUCAAAGCUGGGACCGAGAGACUGAAAAACAGCUUCUAUCUCAAGGCCAUCAGACUGUUAAACAGCCACGAGGACAUCAACUUCCCUGAAGAUUUCCCUGAGUAUAAGAGUGGAACGCAGGCGAGGAAGGACAUGAAGGUUAUUGGCCGGCUGCUGAACCAUGACCUGGCCCUGCGUCCCAUGGCCCAGGAGCUCCUGAAGAGUGAUCUGCUGCCCCCGCCCCAGAUGGAGGAGUCGGAGCUCCACGAGGUCCUGCAGCACACCAUGGCUAACGUCAAUGGCAAGGCCUACCGCACCAUGGUCAACCAGCUGUUCUCCCAGAUCACCUCCCCCGUCAUGGACUACACCUACGAUAUCGACCUCCACAAGGGCAACUUUAAUUUCAACAGUGCCAGAUUGCAACCGUAUGUGUACGAAACAAUCACCAGGAUCUUCAAGAAACAUGGGGCUGUGCGUCUCCAGACUCCCCUGCUCCUCCCCAGGAACAGGAAGCUGUAUGAAGGCAGUUAGCAUUCUUACUUGAUGGACCACAGUGGCAUGCUGGUCACCUUGCCCUACGACCUCCGGAUUGCAUUCACAAGAUUUGUGGCCAGAAAUAAUAUUACCCAUUUCAAGAGGUGGAGCAUUGAGCAUGUGUUCCGGCCCAGAAAGCUGGACAGGGCACACCGCAGGGAACUGCUGGAGUGCUCCUUUGACGUCAUUGUCCCCGUCACUAAUAGCCUGCUGCCUGACGCUGAGACCAUUUUCACCAUCUCAGACAUGAUCCAGGAGUUCAGUGUCCUGCAGGAGAGGAACUACCACAUCUACCUGAACCACACCAGCCUGCUGAAGGCCGUCCUGCUACACAGCGGCAUCCCCGAGGACAAACUGAGCCACGCAUCCAGCAUCCUCUGUGACGCCAUGAGUGAAAAGCUGACCAGGAGAGAGGUGGAGGCCAAGUUCUGUAACCUGUCCCUGUCCAACAACAGUUUGCAGGCUCUGUAUAAAUACAUAGAGCAGAAGGGAGACCUGCAGGACCUGGUCCCCCUCAUCACCUCUCUGACCAGACAGAAGACUGCAGUCACCCAGCUGGCAAAGAAGGGCCUUAAAGACCUGGAGGAACUCACUGGCCUGCUCAGGAGCCUGGGAGUCAAGCUACAGGUGGUGGUAAAUCUGGGUCUGGUUUAUAAGGUGCAACACCAUUGUGGGGUGAUCUUCCAGUUUGUGGCCUUCAUCAAGAAACGCAGACGCGCAGCGCCAGACAUCAUGGCUGCAGGAGGGAGAUACGACCACCUGAUUCUUGAGUUCCGUGGCCCAGCGUCCUCUGCUCCUGUCCCUUCGGCAGUAGGGGCCAGUUUGGCUCUGGACAAAGUCUGUCCUGCCCUGGCCAGCAUGGAAAAGCCGCCCUCUAUCAGUUCGUGUGAUGUGCUGGUGGUACCAGUAGGCCACAUCUCCAUGGGCCGAGCCAUCAACGUGGUCCAGAAGCUGUGGACAGCAGGGGUUUCUACUGAUAUUGUCUAUGACGUGUCACAGUCCCAGGAGACUAUGCUGCAGCACUGUAGACAGGCUGGCAUCACCUGCAUGGCCCUUGUCACAGACAAGGACGGGAACUACAUCAAGGUAAGUCCUUUUGAGAAGGAAAAGCAGUCAGAGAAGAGGAUUCCAGAGUCUGACCUUGUGGACCACAUUGUUCAGAAAUGUCGGACCAAAUUCUUUGAGGAGAGAAAUAUCCGGGAAACCUCUGAGACGGUCGCUCUUCAGAACACCAAAGGGUCACUCGUCAAUGCCUCAGGAUCGUCAGAGCAGCACGGGAGCAGCGCCUCCAGUAACAUCAAGGUGUUACUUAUCUCACCAGAGAAGGUGUCCUCCAGCGCCAGACGGCGCUACGAGACCCAGAUUCAAACCAGAUUGCAUUAUCUCGCUAGCAAUUUACAGAACAAGAGCAAUGACAUCGUUCUGGCUGUGGACCUCCCGAAGGCAACUCUCAUCAACUUCCUGUCAUUGGAGUUUGGAGAUGAGCAGUUCAACAUCAGCGUUAAACAUCUGCUGUCAUGUCUCCCCAAGCAGCGCUAUCUCAGGUCCAUCUGUGAGGAGAUCCACUGCUUCAAAAUCCUAAAAGGGGCUGCUGUGGUGGUUUUGUACAGCGACAAGGACGAUUACUACAAGAUUCUUCUGUGAAACCAAAGAUGUUACUGCUCAGGACAAGCUCCAAGCUGCCCCCAGUACAACAGGCUUCCUGUGGCACUUUUCUAUAUAGAGAAACCGUAUCUGUUUAGAAAGAUGACUUUCCUUUUGAGACUGUGAACCUAAAGGCAAAAGUGAACUUUUAGUGUUAAAUUGUGAUCCAGUUACAAUCAGCUCUGAACCUCACUGCAUUUUGUGCUCCUCCCUACAUCUAGAAGGCAAAAAAAUGGUUUCUAAUCUUCUUACUGUACCUGCCUUAAUGUGUAACGGUUAAUGUACAUUCUGAAGAGGAAUGCUUUUUUGAUUACAGAUAGUGUUGCUAUAUUUCCAAAUAAAUGGCCAAUUCCAUAUUUUUAAAGUGACAUGAUGAAUAAUGGCAUUAAAUCUCAUAUUUC
Oncorhynchus keta (chum salmon) is the source of this 5576-nucleotide messenger RNA. Its product is annotated as eIF-2-alpha kinase GCN2-like. The transcript is spliced from 38 exons. Gene Ontology annotation, biological process: regulation of translational initiation by eIF2 alpha phosphorylation; DNA damage checkpoint signaling. The record is from RefSeq and is a predicted model, not a curated record. NCBI's taxonomy places the organism in Eukaryota, Metazoa, Chordata, Actinopteri, Salmoniformes, Salmonidae. Gene Ontology annotation, molecular function: eukaryotic translation initiation factor 2alpha kinase activity; protein binding; ATP binding.